This is a messenger RNA of Porites lobata, 2960 nucleotides long. The record is from the annotation of a GenBank genome assembly. Lineage: Eukaryota; Metazoa; Cnidaria; Anthozoa; Scleractinia; Poritidae.
AACCUGGAGACGAUUUCAUUCCUUUUUUCAGCUGACAGUGAACUGGAAACCUGCAAUCUCUCUCCCGAAACAGGACCUUGCAAGGCUGCGAUUCCUCGGUAUUUCUUCAAUCCUCACACUCAUGACUGUGAACGUUUCACUUAUGGUGGAUGUCAGGGCAAUGCAAAUAACUUCAAAACUCUUGAAGACUGCGAAAAGUCGUGCGCACGUAAGAUCGCUAUAAAACUUUGAUCGCUAUAUGUAUAGGAGCUUAUAGGUAAUAGCAGGAUUUGUUGUGAGAUUUGGCAUAAAAUACCACGAGUGAUGUUUCGAAAUUGUUAUACGUAAUUUCACGAGCCGUUAGGCGUGUGAAAUUUGAGACAAUUUUGAAAUAUCACGAGUGGUAUUUAUUAUGCAAAUAUCACUGCAAAUCAUGCUAUUAUUUGUUUAUACUACGAUCCGCAAAGGGUUUGUAAAUUUCACAUGUAGGUAUUUCAAAUUAAGCUGAAAUACCACUGCCCUAAGCCAAUCAAAUUGCAGAAAUUUCUCAUGUAGUAGUAUAAAGAAUGUAAUUUUUCUUAUCUCAAACAAUAAUAUUUCUGCCUCAUUGGUCAUUCCAUGCUGGCCACGUUGUUAAUAGAGAGCAUUAGAUUCUACAGCGAGGACGACUACGCGAACGAACUUUUCUUGAUACUUAGUAGUGCGCGCGCGUGAACUAGGCUGCGUCAUUUUGGCGGGAAAACGCCAUUGCCUUUGACGUUUUGCUACGGGUUUUGACGAAAAUGUCGUAUUGGCAAAAAAUGGUUUUCAAAUGGUAGAAGUUUUAUCAUUAUGCGUUCUUGAGAGGGCUUUUAAGCUAUUGAGGGACCUCCCUCAAUACAAAUAUCCCUCCUAACAUUUCUGGUGCAAAAAGUAAAAUUGAGAUUUAGCGGAUGUCUAUUAGUUUCUGAGAAAAAACGAAAAAACUAUAAGUCAAAUCUCGUCCUCGAAAUUAAAGGUCUCUUUUAACAAUUCCUCAUUUUUAGCUCCUCGAUCAGACGCUGAAGUAGAAAGCUGUAAUCUACCUCCAAAGCCUGGGCCCUGUAAGGCAGCCAUACCUCGGUAUUAUUUGAACCCACGCACCUAUAACUGUGAGCGAUUCAUCUAUGGUGGAUGCCGCGGCAAUGCUAAUAACUUCAAGAAUCUUGAGGAGUGCAAGGCUUCAUGCUUGCGUGAGUAUCUCUGUAUUAUCCGUGUAAAGAUUGUUUUCACUUGACGUCACAGCGGCCAUUUUAUUUGGUGUACAAAUUUGCCUAAGAAAUUACAUAGCUGCUGAACACGUGAGUGAAAACGAUCUAAAAUGUCUUGUCGCAGGACAAAUUGCAAUUUUUCUCUUUUUCUUGCAUGUGUCACUUUCCAUUUAGGGAAACAAAAAUUGUUCUGAAAAGGUAAAAAGUCUGCGUAUUAAUUAAUAAAAAAAGAAAAGUUGCUUUUUACUUGUACAAGUUUAUCCCAAGUUACAUAAGAGGGAAUUAAAAACUCGUGAGGCUGAAAUUUACCUAAAAUUUUUUCAAAAUUUUCAGCUUGAAGGUUUGUUGUCGAGAAUUUCCCACUUUUCAGUAUUACUCGAAACAUUUCUUGCAAAUUUCGCUCAUUUUCUCGCCUUUCGAAAUUCCGGAAAUCUCGAUCAUACAGUUAGCGCCUAAACUAGCAGAAAGUAUCAGUGAUAUGCUCCUACACUGUACGUCUUCUAGGGUGUUGGUAAGAAUGCUCAUGGCCAAGGGGGCGGGAGGGUAAAACUCAGGGUUAAUAACCCUGCUGUAUAAAGAGCCACGUGUUCCUGAAAUCUGGCACUAGGAAACACUGGCCGAGAUCCUUGUUCCGGGUGCUUGACUUACUGCAGUGCCAACUUGAACAGCACGGGUGAAAACCAGUUGCUUAGCCCUGCAGGGAACGCAAGUCAAGAAAUUAUGAAUAGUGAAACCUAGCAAAGGCCUUCUGCGCCUGUAGGCGUGAAGAGUUUGUCUGUGAUGUGUUUCUUACAAGAUUGUGCUGUGUAGCUUCCCUUUCAGACAGUCAAGAGGCAAGCUGCAACCUCCCUCCCGAAAAGGGACGCUGUAUGGCCAUCAUUCAUAGGUAUUACUACAACCCGCGCACUCAUAAUUGUGAACGUUUCAUAUAUGGUGGAUGUCAGGGAAACGCGAACAACUUUGAGACUGUUGAAGAGUGCAAGAUGUCAUGCAUGCGGAAGUGUAUAAUUCUCUGUCUUAAACAAAGCGAUAUAACUUCUGCCUUAACUUGUCGUUCCUAACAAUUUGCGAUGUGCAUACUAUGCAGUUAACCAACCUUAAGUCCCUCCAGUCACCUAAUCAGAAGAAUGCGGCUUUUUAGAGUUUUAUAGGAAAGAAAACUCAGUACAACUCGGUAAUGAAAAGACAAUUACGAUUUCAUUUUAACAAAAAAGCACGACUUUGGAACUUAAAACAUCUUUCUGUUUUGCAUAACAUUUUAUAUAUGUUUUACAUAAUAUUUAUUUAUCUAUAGCCAUGAACUUUUCACCGGAAUUGUUGUCAGUGAUUUAAGAAAUUUGUAUUUGGAACAAACGUCGCCCUUGAUCUCAGAAACGUUAAGAAAUUAAUGAACGCUGAGGCGUUUAAUUGAGUAAGUGCGGAAAUUGGGCCGCAUUCUAGAGACCGCCGACACGGCUGGACGAAAGAUAGGAGAGAAAUCAUUCAGUCGACACUUUUAAAUAAGGUUCUAAAAGCUCUAUUCGAGAAAACAAGCUCGACCUACUAUUUGGCGUUUUUUCAGGCGACAGUGAAAUAGGACACUGCAACCUACCUCCAAAAACUGGACCCUGUAAGGCGGCGAUUCCUCGGCUUUUUUACAACCCACGCACCCAUGAAUGUGAACGUUUCACUUAUGGUGGAUGUCAGGGCAAUGCCAAUAACUUUAAGACACUUGAAGACUGCGAGGAUUCGUGUGCUGGUAAGCACAUAUUA